AUGAAGAGGAACCACUUGGCCAUGCUGGUUAUAGUUGGGAAGGAGUCGUCCCAGUCUCAGAUCUUUUCCUGCUCUGGUUGUCCGUUCUCCUUCACGGCUCAGAUCUACCUCUACAAGCACACAAAGAGAUGCCACAGGGAAGAGUACGUCAGGCUGCUGAGGAGUGGAGGGAUUAGAUCAGAGACACUAGCACCACCCAGUGGCUCUCAGUGGUGUUCAACAACUCCAGAUCACACCCCAAUCACACUCCUCACCCAGAAACACAGAGACCCAGAAACACAGAGACACAGAAAACACAGAGACAUAGGGAAGCCAAGACCUCACCACUGCUCUCAGAGUGGGAAGAGUUUCCAUCGAUCAGGAGACUUAAAGGUGCACCAAUGUACUCACACAGGAGAGAGGCCAUAUCACUGUUCCCAGUGUGGGAAGAGUUUCCAUCGAUCAGGAGACUUAAAGGUGCACCAAUGUACUUACACAGGAGAGAGGCCGUAUCACUGCUCUCAGUGUGGGAAGAGGUUCAGUGUGUCAGGACAUUUAAAGAGACACCAACGUACUCACACAGGAGAAAGGCCAUAUCACUGUUCCCAGUGUGGGAAGAGGUUCAGUGAGUCAGGAAGCUUAAAUGAACACCAGCGUACUCACACCUGACUCUAUGAGUCACUAGCACCAACUG
This is a messenger RNA of Oncorhynchus tshawytscha (Chinook salmon), 673 nucleotides long. RefSeq names its product zinc finger protein 135-like. The record is from RefSeq and is a predicted model, not a curated record. Bases 1 to 648 code for a protein of 215 amino acids. NCBI's taxonomy places the organism in Eukaryota, Metazoa, Chordata, Actinopteri, Salmoniformes, Salmonidae. The transcript is spliced from 2 exons.